Molecule: messenger RNA, 4453 nt
Organism: Equus caballus (horse)
Lineage: Eukaryota; Metazoa; Chordata; Mammalia; Perissodactyla; Equidae
Gene: UNC13D
Product: unc-13 homolog D
Biological process (GO): secretion
Cellular component (GO): exocytic vesicle
Source: RefSeq, a predicted model, not a curated record
CGGGGCCCCACCUCUAAUGGGCUGGGGCUAAGGAUGUGGUCCCCUCUUCUACCUGUCCCAGCCCUUGGGCAGAGCCUUCUGGGUCACCAAAGCAGGGUCUGCCAUGUGUUCUUUGGGCCCGUCUGGGCCUCAGGUCCAGGGUCUGAGCCUCUCUGAGCCCCUCCUUUGGUGGGACCGACGGCCUCUGUUCCUCCAGCUUCAAAGGCACUGGCCCCCUUAGGCAGGGAGUGUCCUUGCUGUGGCCGGGCUGCUUGGGGACCAGCUGAGCAGCCCCCAGGCUUCCUCGGCAUGUCCGCCAGUCUCCCACCUCCGCUGCUGGGCCUCACUUCCGCCGCUGGGGUGCAGAGCGUGGUUGCCUGAUAAGCAGUGCUGUUUCCUCUGGGGAAGGAAAGGAGGUUGGGGCCACGGGUGCUGCUGGGGCAGCUGAGCGCCGAUGGACCUCAGCCACGGCAGGCCAGGGGAUGAGGACGGUAGCCUGGGGGCUGGAGCCCCAGGAGGCUUGCUGUGGGAACAGAUUGAGCCUCCAUCGCACCACUUCUCUCCUGAGGAGCGGGCCUUGCUCUACGAGGAAGCUCUCUACACGGUCCUGCACCGCUUGGGCCAGCCUGAGCCCAACCAUGUGAGGGAGGCCUCUGAGCUGCUGCGAUACCUGCAGGAGGCCUUCCACAUGGAGCCUCAAGAGCACCAGCAGAUGCUGCAGCAGGUCCAGGAGCUCGAGAAGCCAACAUUUUGUCUGAAGGCCACGGUGAAACAGGCCAAGGGCAUUCUGGGCAAGGAUGUCAGUGGGUUCAGUGACCCCUACUGCCUGCUGGGCAUUGAGCAGGGGGUAGGUGUGCCCGGGGGCAGCCCUGGGUCUCGGCGUCGGCAGAAGGCCGUGGUGAGGCACACCAUUCCAGAGGAGCAGACCCACCGCACCCAGGUCGUCACCCAGACACUCAACCCUGUCUGGGACGAGACCUUCAUCCUAGAGUUUGAGGAUAUAAGCAACGCAAGCUUUCAUCUGGACAUGUGGGACAUGGACACCGUGGAGUCUGUCAGACACAAGCUUGGGGAGCUCACAGAUCUGCAUGGGCUGCGAAGGAUCUUUAAGGAGGCCCGGAAGGACAAAGGCCAGGAUGACUUCCUGGGGAACGUGGUUCUGAGGCUACAGGACCUGCACUGCCGGGAGGAUCAGUGGUACCCCCUGGAACCUUGCACCGAGACCUACCCGGACCGCGGCCAGUGCCACCUCCAGUUCCAGCUCAUUCAUAAGCGGAGAGCCACUGAGGCCAGCCGCUCCCAGCCCAGCUACACGGUGCACCUCCAUCUGCUGCAGCAGCUCGUGUCCCAUGAGGUCACCCAGCACCAGGCUGGCAGUACCUCCUGGGAUGGGUUGCUGAGUCCCCAGGCUGCCACCAUCCUCUUUCUCCACGCCACGCAGAAGGACCUGUCAGACUUCCACCAGUCCAUGGCGCAGUGGCUGGCCUACAGCCGUCUCUACCAGAGCCUGGAGUUCCCGAGCAGCUGCCUCCUGCACCCCAUCACCAGCAUUGAGUACCAGUGGAUCCAGGGCCGCCUCAAGGCAGAACAGUUGGAAGAGCUGGCCGCCUCGUUCAGCUCCCUGCUGGCCUAUGGCCUCUCCCUCAUCCGGAGAUUCCGGUCUGUCUUCCCCCUCUCUGUCUCCGACUCCCCGGCCCGACUGCAGUCUCUUCUAAGGGUCCUGGUACAGAUGUGCAAGAUGAAGGCCUUUGGAGAACUGUGCCCCAACAGCACCCCACUGCCCCGCCUGGUGACCGAGGCCCUGCGGACUGGCACUGUUGAAUGGUUCCACUUGAAGCAGCAGCACCAUCAGCCCAUGGUGCAGGGCAUGCUGGAGGCAGGCAAGGCCUUGCUGAACCUGGUACAGGACAUCGUUGGUGACCUGCACCAGUGCCAGCGCACAUGGAACAAGAUCUUCCACAACGCCCUCAAGAUCGACCUCUUCUCCACGGCUUUCCUGGAGCUGCAGUGGCUGGUGGCCAAGCGGGUGCAGGACCACACGGCGGCAGUGAGUGGCUCUGUGUCCCCAGAGCUGGGCGAGAGUCUGUUCCAGCUCUACAUCAGCCUCAAGGAGCUCUGCCAGCUGGGCCCCAUCCCCUCGGAGAGGGACAGAGCCCUGGCCCUGGAUGGUUUCCACCGCUGGUUCCAGCCGGCCAUCCCCUCCUGGCUGCAGAAGACCUACAGUGUGGCCCUGGCGCGGGUGCAGCGAGCUGUGCAGAUGGACAAGCUAGUGCCCCUGGGUGAAUUAACCAAGCAUAGCACGUCGGCUGUGGAUCUGUCCACCUGCUUUGCCCAGAUCAGCCACACGGCACGGCAGCUGGACUGGCCUGACCCAGAGGAGGCCUUCAUGAUCACCGUCAAGUUCGUGGAGGACACAUGUCGGCUCGCCCUGGUGUACUGCAGCCUUAUAAAAGCCCGGGCCCGUGAGCUCUCUGCAGGCCAGAAGGACCAGGGCCAGGCAGCCAACAUGCUGUGCGUGGUGGUGAAUGACAUGGAGCAGCUGCGGCUGGUGAUCGGCAAGCUGCCCACCCAGCUGGCGUGGGAGGCGCUGGAGCAGCGGGUAGGCGCUGUGCUGGAGCAGGGGCAGCUGCAGAACACGCUGCAUGCCCAGCUGCAGGGUGCGCUGGCUGGGCUGGGCCACGAGAUCCGCACCGGCGUCUGCACCCUGGCCAAGCAGCUGGAGGUGGGCAUCGCCACGCACAUCCAGAAACUCGUGGGCAUCAGGGAAUCCGUCUUGCCUGAGGAUGCCAUUCUGCCCCUGAUGAAGUUCCUGGAGGUGGAGCUCUGCUACAUGAACACCAACCUGGUGCAGGAGAAUUUCAGCAGCCUUCUGACCCUGCUCUGGACCCACACGCUCACAGUGCUGACGGAGGUGGCCACCUCCCAGCGGAACUGCCCCCUGGCCUCUAGGAGGCUGAAGGUUGUGCUGCAGAACCUGGAGAUCUGCUUCUACGCAGAGGGCUGUGGCCUGCCGCCCGAGGCCCUGCACACGGCCACCUUCCAGGCUCUACAGAGGGAUCUGGAACUGCAAGCAGCCUCCAGCCAGGAGCUCAUCCAGAAGUACUUCUGCAGCCGCAUCCAGCAGCAGGUAGAAACCACCUCUGAGGAGCUCGGUGCUGUCACGGUCAAGGCCUCCUACAGUGCGUCUGAGCAGAAGCUGCGUGUGGAACUGCUCAGCGCCUCCAGCCUGCUGCCUCUGGACUCCAAUGGUUCCAGCGACCCCUUUGUCCAGCUGACCUUGGAGCCCAGGCACGAGUUCCCUGAGCUGGCGCCCCGGGAGACCCAAAAGCACAAGAAAGAGCUUCACCCACUGUUCGAUGAGACCUUUGAGUUCCUGGUGCCUGCUGAGCCAUGCCAGAAGGACGGGGCGUGCCUCCUGCUCACCGUGCUGGACCAUGACACACUGGGGGCUGAUGACCUGGAAGGGGAGGCCUUCCUGCCACUGCGCUCGGUGCCAGGCCUGACUGGGACCCAGGAGCCUGGCGAGGUGCCUCAGAUCCGCCUGCCCCUCACCUACCCUGCACCCAAUGGGGAUCCAAUUCUGCAGCUGUUGGAGAGCCGGAAGGGUGAUCGCGAGGCCCAGGUGUUUGUGAGGCUGCGGCGGCAGCGAGCCAAGCAGGCCUCCCAGCAUGCUCCUCAGCCAAGGCGGUAGCAGUGGAGGUUGGGGAUGGGUUGGGUCCCUGGUAGGGAAGGGCUUUCUUGGGAGAUCUGGGUUCUCUCCCCCACUGCAGCCCUCCAGCCUGGCCUAACACUCCAAAAGGGCCUGCAGAUCUGGGGAGCACCAAAUACGGAAGGCCCAGAGUGCAGACCCCUCUCUGGUCCUUCUGCCAGGGCAGGGGCCCACAGUCACGGGGGCACCAUUAGCAGUAUUUAUACUCCCUCCUGCCUCCCUUCAGCCCUGGCCUCAGCAUCCUCUGCCAGAUUCCAGCACCAGGGGGAGGGGAGGCAGCUGUCUGCAUCUCCUGCCCCUGCUCCCCUCCUGGGGAAAAGCUGCUCUGGCAGAGCAGGAUCUCAGCCACCUGUUUCCUGGCAUGCCUGUUCCAGCCACUCGAUGAGGGUAGUGGGGAGCGGGCAGGUUCUCUUGUGCCUGUUGGGCCUAUUGGGGUCAGGCCUGCAGACACAAAGCCUCCUGGGGAAGGGAGAGGGGAUCCCGCCAGAGAUGAAGCUACAGCUGCCCUGGCGGUGUAGGGAUGGUGGCCAUAAUGAAGGGAGCCUGGGUCCUCUCCUGAGGUGACUACCAGCACCCAAGCUAAGGAGCCUAGAGCCAGGGACCUUCUGGCUCUGAAGGAGUGAGCACUGGCAGGCAGUGGGGCUGGGACGGUGGGGCAGAAAAAAAGAACAGCUUGGCUAGCUGUGUCUGCUGAUGACACGGCCUCCCUGGGACAGUACCUAUCACUAAGAAAUUUUCUUAGCAAAAAUUAAAAAACUAACAAUC